Rotaria sp. Silwood2 is the source of this 1521-nucleotide messenger RNA. NCBI's taxonomy places the organism in Eukaryota, Metazoa, Rotifera, Eurotatoria, Philodinida, Philodinidae. The record is from the annotation of a GenBank genome assembly.
AUGGAAGAGGUUCGAGCUGAUUUUAUAGUUAUCGGAGGUGGGUCGGCCGGAUGUGUUGUAGCUGCAAGGUUAGCCGAAUAUGGUUUUGAAGUUCUACUAUUAUCGAGUGGGUCAAAUGAUACAGGAAACUCAUUGAUGAAACAGAGUUCUUCAUUUAUACAACUCUUGCAGAGUCCUCAGUUUAAACAUCAUCUAUUUCACACACCAUUACCAAAUUUAAAUAACCGAACAUUGGAGCUUAUUGUUUGGAAUAGUCUUGGAGGCAAUAGCAUUAACUGGGGUGGAAUGGAACGUAUGACGAAAAGCGAAUAUGAUUUAUUUGUUAAUGCCAGCGGUGAUGAAUCAUUUUGUUUAGAACGUAUGUCGAUGUAUUAUAAAAUGGUUGAAAACUUUGAGACAACGGCACCGUUUCCAGUCGACGGAAUUCACGGAAACAAUGGUCCCAUUCGUAUGAUACAUGUUGAUGAACCUCUUUUUUCUGACGUAUGGAAAAAAGUCGCUCAUGAACUCGGUGAAACUUUUAGCGACGAUCUGGCAGGUCCUAUUGAUUACGGUUUUUCAUUCGAACCAUCAUCAUUCGUUUACGGAGUGAGACAUUGGAGUGCUUCCGAAUAUUUAGUUCCUGCUUUAAAUAAAUAUCCGAACCUCACUCUAAUUACAGGCGCUACUGUUACAAAAUUCAAUGUGAAUCCAAUUACAAAGCGUAUUGACAGUCUCUUUUUCGUCUCUUCUAAUGGUUGCUUCAGUGCUGUUGCUCGAAAAGAAUAUAUUUUAUCUGCUGGCACAUUUUUCAGUCCUCAUUUACUUAUGCUAUCGGGUAUAGGUGAUCCUGAACUUCUUGAGAAAAAUAAUAUAGAAGUAAAACAUGCUUUGACUGAAGUUGGAAAGAAUCUGACUGACAAUGGUAUUCUCAAACUUGAAUAUGAAAUGAAGGGUUUGUCUGCUGAUCAUUGCAUACCGGUUGCUUUAGUUAAUCGUCAAAUGAAGACAACUGAAACAAAUUCCGAUUUGUUCUUUGUUAUAAAAAUGAAUCGUACAACAGAACAUCUUUAUGCGCUUAUCUUCAAUGCCUCACCGAAAUCACCUACUGGUUCUAUUUCAUUGUACAAUUCCAAUCCACUCAUGCCGCCAAAAGUAACUUUCAAUUAUCUUGAAGAUGAAAAAGACAUUGAGGUGUUUGUAGACGGUGUCAAUUAUCUUCGACGAAUAAUGUCUACAAACGCAAUAAAAAAAAUUGCUCAAGUGACUGAAAUUUCACCAGGCAGUCAAGAGACGAACUUGUCUAAUUAUAUCCGUAAUAAUUUAAUACCUGCGAAUCAUUUCAUUGGUACGUGUUCGAUGGGACAAGAUGCAAAGACAUCAGUGGUUGAUAAAGAUUUCAAGGUGCACGGACUAGACAAUCUUCGCGUUGUUGAUGCAUCUGUAUUUCCAAAAGGCUUCGUGUCUAAAGCAGGUCCCUGUUUGACUAUCUAUGCUUUAGCUGAGAAAACUGCAGACAUUUUGAGACAACAGUAUUCAUGA